Molecule: messenger RNA, 495 nt
Organism: Colletotrichum costaricense
Lineage: Eukaryota; Fungi; Ascomycota; Sordariomycetes; Glomerellales; Glomerellaceae
Exons: 1
Source: RefSeq, a predicted model, not a curated record
AGCAAGAACGACGAUGCUUCCUGUACCUACCUUAUCACGACUUCACGUGGCGACAAACGUUACCUGGAAGGUUCCGAGCCAUCGUACCUUACCUUAGGUAACGAGGGAAAGCAUGGAGUCUACCUUAUAAAGAGGAGGAGCAUCAAGUAUUGGAGUAUUGACGUGGUAUGUGACUCUGUUCGACCCGUCUACUUUUCCACCAAACAACAAUGCCUGUGUGCUAAACGCUGGCCUCUGUCCGUAUGCCCCGUAUACUUUGCGUCGCCUUCAACAACCUCUCGAAUCAUUGGCAAUGCAACAUUGGCCCCAAAUCUGGGCUAUAGUAGCUAUACCCCUCACUCACCGGGGCCAAUCGCCGGCCCAAGAGGGAGAUACCGAGAUGGCGACGACUCCAACGACAUGACACGGAGCGCUCGUCACUGGCCAUCUAUCACCAACGCGCCUGGGGUCUGUCCACCUCGCUAUCCGUCCGGCUUCUGUUUGUCAAGCACAUGA